GUUUAGGUGUGAAAUAAAGAGAAAUUUCUACAGCCUCUAAAAACAAAGAAUUGCAAUAUCGUGGAAUGCAAGACGACCAAGAAAUUUAUAUACAAAUUUACAAUAAACCACGUCCGACAGUAAGCUAAGGCGCAUAGAGACCCAAAAAAUGUCGGUCUUUCUUCUCAGUUCGUCCUCCUCAUGUGCUCUGGUGCGUGACUUCCACUUCUCCCAAUGGAAAUUGAAGGAGCCAUUGACAAACCCUUUGACGUUAUCGAAAGAAAGGAGAAGCAGCAGCAGCAGCGGCGGCAGCUGCGUACGUUUAGCGAAUUAUCACAGGAAAGGCAAAAUUGGGGUGAAAGCGUUUUUCUUCAAUCCCAUCGAUGAACCCAUUCUCAAAGAAGCUCUAAAGGAGCCAGUUGCUUUCAUGGGUGGAAUGUUUGCGGGUCUUUUAAGGCUUGAUUUGAAAGAAGAGCCACUCAAGGAAUGGAUUGAGAGGACUGUGGAAGCCUCUGGAGUUACUGAGGAAGAAAUUGAUGCUGAAGGGUCAAAACCAGAAGAAGUCCCACAACAAAUUGAAAUUGAAUGACAUAAUUACCUUGGUUUUUACCGCAUACCAGACACACUUGUUGAUUAUACUCGCUAUUUAACUACAAUACAACAUUAGUCAUUCGAAUCUGUCUUUGUAUGAUAAUAAUCUGAGAUGUCUGGCUUUGAAGUCCAUUCACCCUUCUCUUUCCCUCGGUUCUGUAUUCCCAAUUAAAAUUAGCUGAGGAAUAUAUAAAGGAAAUAUCUUCACAGUAUUAUUGCCCCCAUCACUAUAUUUCUUCUCAGUUCAAAUCCAUGUUUGUUGCUGUUAUCGGCUUCGUCGCUACUGCCAUUGCUCAGCCUGACUCCGUGACAACCAUGCUAAGAGAUAAAUGGGCAACAAUGAAAGUUUCCAAUUAUGAGUAAGAUGUGUUCUGCACACUAUACUUUUAUCUCAUUAUAAUGAGGUGAUAUUUUUUU
Juglans microcarpa x Juglans regia is the source of this 987-nucleotide messenger RNA. RefSeq names its product UPF0426 protein At1g28150, chloroplastic. NCBI's taxonomy places the organism in Eukaryota, Viridiplantae, Streptophyta, Magnoliopsida, Fagales, Juglandaceae. The record is from RefSeq and is a predicted model, not a curated record. The transcript is spliced from 3 exons. Bases 149 to 568 code for a protein of 139 amino acids.